Molecule: messenger RNA, 2656 nt
Organism: Leguminivora glycinivorella
Lineage: Eukaryota; Metazoa; Arthropoda; Insecta; Lepidoptera; Tortricidae
Product: peptidoglycan-recognition protein LE-like
Exons: 6
Coding region: 219-1487 (422 amino acids)
Biological process (GO): peptidoglycan catabolic process
Molecular function (GO): N-acetylmuramoyl-L-alanine amidase activity; zinc ion binding
Source: RefSeq, a predicted model, not a curated record
AAAAAGUUUUACAAGUUUAUUAAAAAUUGAAAUAGUUUCGUACAAAUAAGUUGUUAUAUUUUGUAUGUUGUCAAACAAGAUGUCUACUCGUAGCAAAACAAUAUGUACUUAUAAGAUUAUCAAGAAUUGGUUAUUUUAAUUAUUCCCUGGGAAGUAGUUUUUACUUAGUAGGAAUAAAAUUCAUCAAUGAAUUGCCAUCAGUACUUAAAUAUUGCACGAUGGCUAUUACUAAUGAUACAGUAAACUUUUGUGAUGAAAAUAAAAACCUCGAUGUAAGUGUUGUGGGAGAGAUCAAUGGCCUGGAGAUAGUAGAAGAUACUUCGGAUACUGAAGACAGUCCAAAACAGUCGUCGUCAAAUGCGGUCGCUGCCGUCGCGAGGCCCAACGUGCCGCCUGUGUUUGGCUCUGUUACCGUCAGCAACUCCGAGAACGUUCAGUUUGGGAAUAACACGUAUUUCCAAGGUCCCGUUGUCAUAAAGCAAAUUAUUCAUAAUAAAUCUGGCAUUGAAAACGUCUCGUAUGAUAAAACCGAUGAUGAGAAUGUUUCAUCACCCCAUAAAAAGAAGAAAGAUCCUGAUGUUGAUAAUGAUAUUGCAGAUUCUGAUAAAUUUGUUCUCAAGACAUGGCACAAACUUACAAUAGCUGUUACUGCCUUAGUGGUACUUAUUAGUUGUGCCCUUGUGUUUGGCAUUCCUAAAGGGUCAGAUGGACCUUUUGAUGACAACUCAAGCAAACUGGUGUCGGGCUCAUGUCAUGAAUACUCAUCAGAAUUUAGACUGGUUGCGAUUGUUGUGACACCACUCAUUUCGGCGUGGGUAUCGUACUGUCUACUAACCAUGAAACUGCGGUUUUCAUUUAGCUUCCUAAAGUGGCAUGCCGUGAAUGGGACAGCUAAAGGCAAACCAAAAGUUAUAGCAGGCGCUAAAGAUGACUUACUGAUAGCGCCCAAUCACCUGAGGAUCGUGUCUCGGAUGGAGUGGCUGGCGCAGCCGGCGACCGGGCCCCUCGACAAGCUGCGGCUGCCGGCCCCGUGGGUCAUCAUUAGCCACACGGCUACCAACUUUUGCUACAACCAGAGCAGCUGCGUGUACAACGUGCGGCUGGUGCAGGAGUACCACAUCGGGUCGCGCGGGUGGUACGACAUCGGCUACAACUUCCUCGUAGGCGGCGACGGCUCCGCGUACUACGGCCGCGGCUGGGACCACGUGGGCGCGCACACGCUCGGCUACAACAAGUACAGUAUCGGCAUCGCCUUCAUAGGCACCUUCUCCCAGGAGGCCCCGCCGCAGAAACAACUGGACGCCUGCAAGAAACUCAUCGAUCUCGGCGUCGCUUCUGGUAAAAUUGCCAAAGACUACAAACUGUUCGCCCACAGCCAACUCACUGCGUGGGAGAGCCCGGGGAAGAAGCUCGUAGAAAUACUGCACGAGUGGCCACAUUUCGUUAAGGACACGAGCCAAUUGGAGACUCUCUUGCCUAAUUAUUGAGUAGAAUGUGAUUCUUUGCCUGUGCCGGUGUACAUUUUCUUGAUUGUAAAAGUCGUGAUCUGAGUGUGGACCGCGCUCUGUGUAAGUGAUAAGGAAGUCCAAUGAAUAUCAUUGAGUAGAAUGUGAUUCUUUGCCUGUGCCAGUGUAAAUUUUAUUGAAUGUAAAAUUCGCGAUCAGAGUGUGGACCGCACUCUGUGUAAGUGAUAAGGAAGUCACAGAAGACAAGAGUGUAUGUUACCUAGUCAUAUUACUAGUUUUGAAUUUAAUGAUUUUAACUCCGUUAAACAAUUGUAUCAUCAACUUCAUCAAGUUGUCUCCUAUAACUAGUAUACUCGCAAUAAUAGACUAAGGACUGUUCAAUUUACUAAGCGGACACUUAAAAAUAGCAUUUUUUUUCUGCAUAGUAUAACAUCUUAUUUAGCUGAAUGUUAUUAAAACGACAACAAACGUAAAUAGAUAAUAUUUAAUAUGAAAAAAAGAACUUAGUCAAGUACAUCGGUAAAAAUUUCGGACUUUUAUACGGAUGCGACGCAUGAGUGUCUGCACAUCACUUCUUGUUACUUUUCGGCAAGUUGCAGACCACAUUCGUUUGAAUUCAUCAUGUAAUAAUUAUCUUCUCGGCUAUUUCGUAAGUAUGUCUCAACAGUGGUCCAGUACCGCUCAAUAGGUCAGAGCUCUGGACAAUUGGGUGAUAGGCUUCUUUUUGAACAAAUUCUAUGUUUUUUGGCUUUAGUAGCUCAACUGUCUGACCAGCAUAGUGUGCACUUGCUAAAUCAGGCCAAAACAAAGGUCCCUCCUUUAUAUAAUGCUUCGGAGAGAUGACAAAAAGUCGUAUUUAAAUGCACUCUUUUCUGUAAAGUUCGCUACCAAUGGUACCAGUACCAAAAUAAGAUACACUCUUAAAGCCACAAGAACAGAUUGCCUGCCAAACAAGUACUUUUUUCCCGAAUUUAUCAAUUUUUAUGGUUUUCUCCUCAUCUGGCAUAUACUCUCCUACGAUAUCAUUGUGAGACUGGGGUCCCGGUAAUGUACUACAGUCAAAUUUGACGUACGUUUGUCGUUAAUUAAAAUGCCAUGAGAUUUAUUCUUUAGCAACAUUUUAUACAAUAUUAUUAAAUUAAAACGGGACUUAAUCGCGUAAAACUAUAUCCUAUUAUUGCGUAUUUGCU